AUGGCGGAUGUGCUGCAGAUCGCAAAGAUCGGUCUUUUCGUCAGCGCAGACUACAUGGGCACGUCCAUGAUGCGCAGCCUUCUGCCUCAACUCCUCGUCGCCUCUUCCGCCUCGGCGGUGGGAAGCCUCGAGUCGUCCUACGGCCUGGGCCAGACAUUGGGCAGUCUCUCGCUGCCGUAUCUCAGCGAUCUCUUUGGCCGGCGUCGCAUUCUGCAGCUGUCUUGCCUCGGCACCGCUGCCGGCUACA
Molecule: messenger RNA, 247 nt
Organism: Symbiodinium sp. CCMP2456
Lineage: Eukaryota; Dinophyceae; Suessiales; Symbiodiniaceae
Source: the annotation of a GenBank genome assembly